Molecule: messenger RNA, 852 nt
Organism: Sphaerulina musiva SO2202
Lineage: Eukaryota; Fungi; Ascomycota; Dothideomycetes; Mycosphaerellales; Mycosphaerellaceae
Exons: 3
Coding region: 109-852 (247 amino acids)
Molecular function (GO): gamma-glutamylcyclotransferase activity
Source: RefSeq, a predicted model, not a curated record
CUGUACUACGAACUCUGUAGGCAUCCCGGAAGAAGAAGCAGCAGCAACAACAACAACAACAAUAUCGCAAUUUCCUCCCAAUCCAAUACAAAGGACAAGAAGAACAAGAUGAAGAAAAAAACCAUCUACUUCGCCUACGGAAGUAAUCUCUGGCAACACCAAAUGCAUCAACGUUGUCCCUCGAGUAAAUUUUUGGGAAUUGUGAGAUUGAAGGGUUUUGAAUGGAUUAUUUAUCAGAGGGGGUUUGCGAAUAUUGUGGAGGUUGAUAGCCGCAAGGAGGGUGAUGAUGAGAAAGAGGAGAAGGGGAAAGAGGGGGAUUAUAGGAAUCAAGUGUGGGGAAUGAUGUAUAGUUUGGAAGAAGAGGAUGAGAAACUUUUGGAUGAGAGGGAAGGUGUUCCGGUGGCGUAUCGGAAGGAGUGGAUUGAGUGUGAAUUUUGGACGGUGCCUGAAGCUGCUGCAUCGUCGUCGUCGUCGUCGUCGUCGUCGUCGCGAGAGGAAGAAGAAGAAUUUGGCAAGAAUGAGGAUGGUUCGACUCUCGAUGAGGAGAAGAAGAAAAGAAAACCAGCGGACAUCACCAAACGGCCCGGAAAGGAAAAGAUGUUGGUAUACAUCAAUCGAGAAAUGACAGACGAGGGAGAAAUUCGAAAAGAAUAUAUUUCUCGUAUGAAUUGUGGGAUCAAGGAUGCGGUACAAGAGGGUUUGCCGAGGGAGUAUGUAGAGCAAGUGUUGAGGAGGUGGAUUCCGGCUGAUGGGGAGGAGGGGGAGGAGAAAAAGAGGGCGAAGAAAGUUGGAGGGAUGGGAGAGAUUGAGAUUGAGGUUGGUUGGUUGAUGGUUUCCGGCGGGCUUGCUUAA